GACCGCGUAUGAUGUAAGUCUGAAUGAUGCAAGCUGGCCAGUUGACGUCUUUGAUAUUAUCAGUGGUGAAACUUCAAAAUCGUGGGAAAGACUUGAUGCUGGUGCUCAUCUAUCUCAUUCUUUUGAGUUAGAAGCAAAAACAAAAGGAAUGUUCCAUGGUUCACCCGCUGUUAUCACAUUCCGCGUCCCUACAAAAUCCGCUUUACAGGAGGCCUACUCAACCCCAAUACUACCUUUGGAUGUCCUUGCCGACAGGCCACCGGAGAAGAAGUUUGAGUGGGUUAAGAGGCUGCUCGCAAAGUACGGCUCCCUGAUCUCGGUGGUCUCCAUUGUAGUUCUGUUCAUCUAUCUGGUGGCGUCCCCAUCGAAAUCUGCCGCAAAAGGAAGCAAGAAGAAGCGUUAAUUUAAGAAAGAGAUUGGGAGAUGAUUCCUUCAAUAGUAGUUUGAAGUUUAACUGUGUUUGUACUUUUGAUCCCCCACCCAAAUUCUCAGGAUGUUUCCCUGAUAUUUUGUUGGGUUAGCAAAGGUAUAGAAACUUUUUGAAUUGAUAGUUUUUCUUCACCCCUAAUGAGGUAGAGCCAGAGGAGACAGGAGUUUAAUCGUAGUUGAGUUGGGGCACAAUAGUAGUUGAGUUGGUCGUUUAUUUAAAAAAAGUUAUGUCGGAUUUGUUCAUCAUAUAACUGAGUUAUUUCUUCUUUUUUAGCCAUGAAUCUGAUUUUCAUUUUCUUUGCC
Molecule: messenger RNA, 732 nt
Organism: Momordica charantia (bitter melon)
Lineage: Eukaryota; Viridiplantae; Streptophyta; Magnoliopsida; Cucurbitales; Cucurbitaceae
Source: RefSeq, a predicted model, not a curated record